Messenger RNA from Theobroma cacao (cacao), 1734 nucleotides. Its product is annotated as patatin-like protein 2. Gene Ontology annotation, biological process: lipid metabolic process. The record is from RefSeq and is a predicted model, not a curated record. Gene Ontology annotation, molecular function: monoacylglycerol lipase activity; glycerophospholipase activity. NCBI's taxonomy places the organism in Eukaryota, Viridiplantae, Streptophyta, Magnoliopsida, Malvales, Malvaceae.
UAAUUGAAUCUGGUUUACAAUUAAUAUCGUCAAAAGUUUCAGACCUGAUAAGAGACUGAGAGUAGGAAAGUCUUUAUAAAUACCCGUGACAUGCUUGUCUCAAAGAGUGUAAUAAAAACAUAUCAACCUAAAUUACAACUUACUCCUCUCAAUCUCUCUGCCUUUGUUUCCUCAAUCUCCCUCAAUGGAAAGUAUUCCAAAACAUAUUAUUCCGAAAUACAAUUUUUUUGCCGAUAGUCCAAGAUCACCCCUUCAACCUCCCACAUAUGGGAAUUUGAUUACUGUACUUAGCAUUGAUGGAGGGGGUAUCAGAGGGCUGAUUCCAGGAACUAUACUUGCCUUCUUAGAGUCCCAACUUCAGAAGCUGGAUGGUGAGCAGGCAAGAUUGGCAGAUUAUUUUGAUGUCAUUGCUGGGACUAGCACUGGUGGCCUCGUGACUGCCAUGCUCACUACCCCAAAUCCAGAAGUGGGGAAUCGCCCUCUUUUUGCUGCCAAAGAUAUCAUAGAUUUCUAUCUUGAACACUGUCCUAAAAUCUUUCCCCAAGAUAGUUCUCCCUUUGCACCAGCUGCAAACGUGGUCAAGUCUCUAAUGGGACCCAAAUAUGAUGGUAAAUAUCUUCAUGAUAUUGUGAGGGAAAAGCUGGGAGAAACUAGAUUGCACCAGACCCUAACAAAUGUUGUGAUCCCAACUUUUGACAUCAAGCAACUCCAGCCAAAAAUCUUCUCCAGCUAUGAGGUGAAGAGCAAUCCUUCCAAAGAUGCUCUGCUCUCUGAUAUAUGCAUUGGAACUUCUGCAGCUCCAACUUAUCUUCCUGCCCAUCAUUUUCAAUCCCAAGAUUCUACCGGUAAACCUAUAGAAUUCAAUCUAAUUGACGGUGGAGUUGCUGCUAAUAAUCCGGCUUUAGUUGCUAUAAACGAAGUGAGCAAAGAAAUCCUUCGAGGGAAUCCUGAAUUUUUCCCAAUAAAGCCAACUGACUAUGCUCGGUUCCUGGUUGUAUCUUUGGGGACUGGUUCACCAAAAUCUGAAGAGAAGUACCAUGCUAAUCUAGCAGCCAAAUGGGGUAUUUUGGGAUGGUUGACCAGUGAGCACUCUACUCCCUUGGUGGAUAUUUUCAUGCAAGCAAGCAGUGACAUGGUCGACUUUCACAUUGCCACUCUUUUUCAAGCCCUUCAAUCUGAAGAUAGUUAUCUCCGAAUUCAGGAUGAUACACUCUCCCAGCAGAUGUCAUCUGUGGAUGUUGCUACGAAGGAAAACUUGGAGAAUCUUGUAAAAGCUGGGGAGGAAUUGCUAAAAAAACCUGUUUCCAGAGUGAAUUUGGAGGAUGGCAAAUCUGAGCCAGCAGGUACAGCAACAAAUGAAAAGGCUCUCAUCAGAUUAGCAGAAGCUCUUUCCAGGGAGAAGCGGCUUCGUGACAUGAGAUCGCCGAGUGGAAACCUUGCUACAAAUCAGAAAAAAGAGGAAUGUGCUCAGAAUAAUUCUACUUCUAAACUUAAUUAGUUAAAAAUCGAUGGCCUUCGAUGCAAAUUUUGCUUCCUUGUUGUUUCUUUGAUUUUUCCCUUUGCUCCCUUCAAUGGGCUUGGGAGUGAUAAGUCAGUAUAUUUAUAUAUGCUGCUAGCCUACUGCUAUUCAUUAAUGAAAUUUGUUAGCUUAAUUGCUUCUUCAUUGGAGUAGCUUAGGCUUUGGUGUAUUGUUAAUAACUUUGCAAAAGUAAAGUAAGAUCCUUUUACCUUCCA